This is a messenger RNA of Exophiala xenobiotica, 2186 nucleotides long. RefSeq lists its product as uncharacterized. Gene Ontology annotation, biological process: retrograde vesicle-mediated transport, Golgi to endoplasmic reticulum. Lineage: Eukaryota; Fungi; Ascomycota; Eurotiomycetes; Chaetothyriales; Herpotrichiellaceae. The transcript is spliced from 2 exons. The record is from RefSeq and is a predicted model, not a curated record. Gene Ontology annotation, cellular component: Golgi apparatus; membrane. Bases 332 to 1423 code for a protein of 363 amino acids.
CCAGGCAUCCGCAUUAUCGGCAUCAAGAUCCGCUGGAUUGUUGAGUCCAUGCAGCCAUCGGUCUUCUUGAAUCGAAAUAGCUGGUAUAAUUGAUCCAUUGCAACCCGGAAAUCAGUAUCUUUGGUGUUUGUAGGUGUCUGUGGCGCAAAUUUACCUCACCACUCCAAUCCCGCCGCGUCUGCUUCCCUCUCCCUGUAGCCAGCGCAUUUCAGCAAGGAAAAGCACGAUUUCCGCGAGUGACUUUUGCUCAGUUCACUCGCUGUAUGCUUUUCUAUAAAUCACAGGCUACAACAUUGCCGCAGGAUAUGCGUCUUCACCAUCUCUUUGCGCAAUGGCAUUCAGAGUCAACCUUCCACCAGUCACUCGAGCGCUCCUCGCGGUGACCGUCGCCUUGACGCUUCUCUACAAUUUUGCACGAUGGCGGCUCCUGCAAGCCGAUCCUAGCCCUACCACUGGAGAAACAGAACCUUCUCCGCGACGGAUUGUCCCCUACUUGGCCCUCAUACCGUCCCAUUGUAUUUGGUAUCCUUGGACGCUCCUGAGCGCCGCGUUUGUCGAGCAGAAUAUCUUUACACUGCUGUUUCAAGGAGGGGCCUUGUUUUUCGGUGGGAAAUAUCUAGAAAGAGCAUGGGGUUCUCGAGGAUUCAUCUAUGUUAUACUCAUUGCUUCAAUAAUACCAAACCUAUUGGCCGUUCCCACCUAUAUCCUGUGGGCUGCGAUAACCGGCAACCCUGAAAGAACCUCGACUCCUCUCAAUGGCGGUAUCACCUUGCAGGCCGCCUUCCUUGUCGCAUUCAAGCAGCUGGUUCCUGAGCACACUGUGAGCAUAUACAAAGGCAUGAUCAAGAUGAGGGUCAAACAUUUCCCGGCUGUCUUCCUUGCCGUAAACACGCUAUCUGGUCUCCUUCUCGGAACGGACACUGCACUCAUAUUGGCUUGGUACGGACUCAUUACGACCUGGACCUACCUGCGCUUCUAUAAACGUCAACCGGAUCUGGCAUCGACGAACUCCGACAGUGGAGGGUUGAAAGGCGAUGCAAGCGAGACAUUUGCAUUUGCGACAUUCUUUCCUGAUAUUAUCCAGCCGCCAAUUGCGGCGUUUUGCAACCAUGUGUUCGUCUUGCUUUGCAACCUCAAGAUAUGUACGCCGUUCUCCGAUGACGACAUUGCAACAGGCAACGAACAGGCCGCUGCUAGAGGCGAAGCCGGUCUACCUAGUUUCAACAGACAAGCGCGAGGAGCGCGAGGAAUGACCAAGCGGGACGAAGCGGAGCGACGACGUGCAUUGGCUCUGAAAGCGUUGGACGAGAGACUGAAUGCAGCCAGUACUCGAGCUGCAACCCAGCACAACGCAACUAGCGCACCUAAUCUACCCCAGGGGCAGGAGAUGUUGGGUCAAACAGAUUAUCGACCAGAUGCUUGAAGACUUCUUCCCUGAUGAUUGGUUGGUGCUUGGCCUGUCGAUACACAGUACGUACUUCAAAUUGGAUGUUAGCAGACUCGCUCGAUUACUCGGUAACAUCGGUCUAUAUAGCUGGGCUAAUGAUUCAUAACUUCCAUAGCCCUCGCAUCAGCUCAAUAGAUACUUCGCUGGACUUAGUGCUCCUCAUCACCACAUCAUGUUUAGGUUGUUCUUACUAGGCGUCUUCCAGCAAUCAGAGGCACGGUAACGCUUAAUGAGCGCUGCAAGGAGCAAAGUGCCGAGCGGUUUGGUUCAUGGGAGGAAGGUGAGCGACAGGCUUUUGGCGUGAUGCUAACCUAGAUUUAGUAUUCGAGAAGGAAAAACCUAAUUGCCGUAUAUGGUUCAAUCCUAGAGGGAGAGCGAAGGCCGCGCUAACCUGUGCUUUGCCGAAGCAUUCAACUGAGGCUCAGUGACAACCCCUGAGAACGCCAAAACUUGCCUGCCAGCUAGACAUCCGUUUCAGCCAAACUCAGUGAAACUGGCCAAUUCCAUCCACAUCACAUCACAAGGAGGAAGACCUUGAAAGCGUGGUGGAGGCGCCGUCUUUGUCCAUACCUGGUGUGUCAUGUGCGGCUUUCUGGUUUUGAGAGACAAGGGAAAGUCAUUUGUGUUUCUGGAGAGAAUGGACCUUGGGUGGUCACGCCUGCCCUGAAGCCAUCUUCCUUUAGGCCCGAAUCAGUGUAUACCAAGGUAUCAGCAAUGAGAAUAACGCAACACUAUUCAC